AUGGAUGGAGUGGCUGAUGAACCCUCGCCUGCGUCGAGCACCAAGCAGUCCACUAGUCAACCUUCCCUUCUUUGCCAGGCGUGCCAGUCGGUUUUGACGAGAGACAAACUCAACUUCGACGAAUUCCAUCCUCAUCACAGAUACUUUCCCCUGAAAACCAACAUCUACGACAAAUCCUUGAAGGCUAUGUGGGAAAAAGUGGCAAACCACACAACUCAGCCGCGAAGCGCACCCUUGAUAAUCACCCACCAAGUGGAGCGGAUCUCGAGCGAAAAGUUCAGAGUAAUUCGUUCGGACUCAGGUUUAUUCUCGCCUGGCCGAGGGUACAUCACUCUGAGCCACCGGUGGGGGGACCGCGACUUCGUCAAACUCACAAGAGACAAGCUCUCAGACUUCGAAGACGGUCUGCCAAUUAGACUUCUGCGCAAGACCUUUCAAGAAGCUCUUGUCGUUGCUUGGCGGAUGAAUAUCCCAUAUGUCUGGAUCGACUCGCUGUGCAUCAUUCAGUCUGGCGACAAUGGCGCGGAUUGGCGACAGGAAUCUAGAAUGAUGGCCGAAGUAUACUCAAAUUCGUUUUGCAACAUCUCGGCUGACUGGGGUGAUGAGUCUAACGGCCUGUUCUUCAAAAGGACACCCGCCUUCGAACCCCCGUGCAGUCUACUCGCCAUUGCUGGAAUCGCCAGACGGCUGGCUCAUGUCGUCGAGGACCAGUACGUCGCAGCUGCUGAUGGCAAGGUCGUCAUGCCAAGUGAUAGAGGAGAUCGAAUCACUGCGACGGCAUCUUUCAUCGAGCACCGGAGGGAAACCCAGUAUUCAGCUGCCACCAAGACGAUGCAGACGAAUUUUGAAGACCUGUGCUUCAGAAAUGGCACAGCAUUCACGGUGUCGUACGACCGUGCUGCCGAAAAGGACGCGCAAGCAGACUCUACCACAUAUUACUAUACAGUCAUUGAAUGUGUCUGCCUUUCUUCGGACCAGCGGUCAAAUGCUUCCAAAAGCUACGUCCAGGCAAGAGGGCUCUUCUUGAAGUCGGUCGAUGUGAGCAUGGGUCGCUUUGAGCGUGUUGGUGGUGCUGAGAUAGUCGGCAGUGACUCUUGUAACGCGCAAGAGCUCCGCCAUAUUCGUUUCGUGGUCUUCACCGUAGCAACGGAAGGAAUUGACGUCCCAACAAUGUACUGGGGGUUCGGCAAAUGGGCCAAGUGGAGACUUAUACUAUUCAUGUAUAGCAAAUGCGUUUUCUCAUGGUGUUGGAAGUCGAGGCCUCAUUCUCCAGUCGUUGCAGAAAUGCGAAUGCACGUCAAGGCGAUAGAUCUGCUGGAGCUUGCCAUUUCCAGCGUGAUUAACAAGUCUUGCCUCUUGUCUAUCGAGACACCGAUGUCGACAAGAAGACCAUCUGCACUCCCUAAGGCAGAGCGCAUGUGUCUUCUCGUAGACCCCGUUUUGCAUAAUUUUCUUGUAUCCUUGAAUCACAUCGACGAACUCAUAAUACCAGCUACGAACCAGGCUCCGCGGUCUCAACCUAUGCAGGGUCCUCUUGACAUAGGCUUGGUGGCUCGUCCCGGACUUUUCGGGGUCAGGGGCACAGCGCCGUGGAAGCAAAGACCCAAAAGGGAUGACGAUGCCGAUGUUUACAAACACUGGGGCAUUCAGUUUCACCACGCACAGUUUAAUGAAGUCGGUUGA
Messenger RNA from Diaporthe amygdali, 1683 nucleotides. RefSeq lists its product as uncharacterized. The record is from RefSeq and is a predicted model, not a curated record. The coding region runs from base 1 to 1683 and encodes 560 amino acids. The transcript has 9 exons. NCBI's taxonomy places the organism in Eukaryota, Fungi, Ascomycota, Sordariomycetes, Diaporthales, Diaporthaceae.